AUGUGGCGUUGCUUGAGAGGAAUCUUGCCAGUACGGGAGGUUCUAAAGGAAAAGCGGGUCUAUGUUGGAGGCGGAUGUCCGUUAUGUGCUGCAUCAUUGGAAACCAUUGUGCAUAUUCUCUGUGAGUGCCCCUUGGCUUGUCAACUUUGGGGUGCGGCAAAUGUGUUACAUGGCUACAUCUUGGCUCAGUUUGUUGAGGAGAACCUAUGCCAUCAAGAUGAAUCUCAAGCUGUUGCAAUGACAUGCAGGUUUUGGGUAAUGUGGAAGGUGCAGAAUGAUGUGGUGUGGAAUGGGAAGCUAUGGAGUAUCUCUCAAAUGCAAGCGUAUGUGAGUUCUGAGCUUAUGGGAUGGGAGGAGGCCGUAUUCCCUAACUAUAAUUCCCAUCACUCUGGAAAUCCAUAUCAAGUUUGGGUGCCGCCACCGUUCGAUUUCUUGAAGUGUAAUAUAGAUGCAGCUCUACACGGCCAAGAUGCCUCCUUUGGUGCGAUUUUGAGGAAUCAUAAUGGUGAGUUCAUAGCAGCUUGCGUGGGGAGGCUGAUGGGUGCUUCAAAUGCCUAUCUUGCGGAGGCCCUAGCUUUCAAGGAAGCCCUAUCCUGCUUGAAGAGUCGCUCGGAGUCUUUUUAUUUUAUUGAGUCGGACUGGAACAUGUUGGUUCGCCAUGUCAGAAGGUCAACGAAUCAAGUGGCUCAUGUGUUGGCACUGGCAACUGGUCCUAACUCUGUCCUUACUGUGUGGGAGACUAUCCCACCAGCUUGUGUUUUGAGUUUGCUUUGA
Molecule: messenger RNA, 774 nt
Organism: Ipomoea nil (Japanese morning glory)
Lineage: Eukaryota; Viridiplantae; Streptophyta; Magnoliopsida; Solanales; Convolvulaceae
Exons: 2
Coding region: 1-774 (257 amino acids)
Molecular function (GO): RNA-DNA hybrid ribonuclease activity; nucleic acid binding
Source: RefSeq, a predicted model, not a curated record